Micropterus dolomieu (smallmouth bass) is the source of this 2161-nucleotide messenger RNA. It is a transcript of the gene slc5a8l, whose product is annotated as solute carrier family 5 member 8, like. Gene Ontology annotation, cellular component: membrane. Lineage: Eukaryota; Metazoa; Chordata; Actinopteri; Centrarchiformes; Centrarchidae. The coding region runs from base 23 to 1849 and encodes 608 amino acids. Gene Ontology annotation, molecular function: organic acid:sodium symporter activity. Gene Ontology annotation, biological process: sodium ion transport; propanoate transmembrane transport. The transcript is spliced from 15 exons. The record is from RefSeq and is a predicted model, not a curated record.
AGUUCCUUCUGCCAAACUAACCAUGGCUGGUACAGGUGGUCCAGUGGCCACUUUCUCUGUGUGGGAUUAUGUGGUGUUUGCUGGAACAAUUUUGGGGGCAGCUGGCAUCGGCCUUUUCCAGGCCAUCCGAGGCCGUAAGGAGACAAGCAGCGCCGAGUUCUUGCUGGGUGGACGGCAAAUGACAGCUGUGCCGGUGGCCAUGUCACUCACUGCCAGCUUCAUGUCUGGCAUCACAGUCAUUGGCACACCUACUGAGGCCUACCGGUUUGGAGCCGCAUUCUGGCUCUUCGGCUUCUCCUAUGCCAUCAUGUCCGUCAUCACUGCUGAGAUUUUUGUCCCUCUUUUCUAUAGACUGGGGAUCACCAGUGCCUAUGAGUACCUGGAGAUGCGCUUUAGCCGGCCCAUUCGGGUCAUUGGGACAUCAAUGUACAUAGUACAGACGGCCCUGUACACCGGAUUAGUCAUCUAUGCUCCAGCUCUUGCACUAAAUCAAAUCACAGGACUUGAUCUAUGGGGAGUGCUGGUGGCUACAGGAGUGGUGUGCAUCAUCUACUGCACUUUGGGCGGACUGAAAGCUGUCAUCUGGACAGAUGUGAUACAGAUGGGGAUCAUGCUGGCAGGUUUUGUGGCUGUUAUAACUAGAGGAGCUGUACUUCAGGGAGGCCUGACAAAUAUUUGGGAAGACGCCAGGCAAGGAGGACGACUAGAGGCGUUUGAUUUUGACACAGAUCCUCUGAAGCGACACACUUUCUGGACAAUAGUAGUCGGUGGCAGUAUGAUGUGGGUAUCUAUCUACUCAAUCAACCAGUCUCAGGUGCAGCGCUACAUCUCCUGCAAAACCUUGGGACAUGCCAAGAUGUCUUUGUAUGUGAACAUGGUGGGCUUGUGGGUAACUGUGAGUCUGGCUGUGUUUUCCGGACUUACCAUGUACUCCAUUUACAAGAACUGUGACCCACUUACCAACGGUGAUAUAAGCACCCCUGACCAGCUGCUACCCUACCUUGUGAUGGAUAUUCUGGCAGUCUACCCUGGAAUUCCUGGUUUGUUUGUGGCUGCUGCAUACAGUGGUACCCUGAGCACAGUGUCUUCCAGCAUUAAUGCCCUAGUUGCUGUCACUAUGGAAGACUUUAUUCAUCCACUGUGCAAAAACCUCACAGAGAAACAGGUGACCUGGUUGAACAUGGGCCUGAGUGUAUUCUUCGGUGCCCUGUGUAUUGGGAUGGCUGGAGUUGCUUCAGUGAUGGGAAGCGUUCUGCAGGCAGCUCUGUCCAUAUUUGGCAUGAUCAGCGGGCCUCUUCUUGGACUUUACCUUUUAGGCAUGCUAUUCCGCACAUCAAAUUCAAUAGGAGGACUUGUGGGAAUGAUUAUUGGUCUAGUGUUGACUCUCUGGGUGGGGAUUGGAGGCCAGAUUUACCCACCAACAGAUGAAAAGACAAAACCUCUUGGAGUCAGCACUGUAGGCUGCAAUGUCACAAUGGACCAAAACUACACAACGACAGCUCCGUGGACAAGUCCAGUGACUCUAACCCCGCAGCCUGAUGUCAGGCCAUAUCUGGCAGACUCCUGGUACUCUUUGUCCUACCUCUACUUCUCUCUCUUGGGUACACUGACCACAAUUGUGUCUGGGCUGCUGGUGAGCAUGAUCACAGGUGGAUGCAAGCAAGAAAAAUUAGACUCUAAUCUGUUUGUGAGGAAGAGUGACCUGAUCUGCUUCAGCAGCUGUAUUAAGUCAAAGGUAUCAGACGUCACAAAAAAGGCUGCAACAGACUUUCCUAUGGAAGCUGACGACUCAGUGUUCACAGACUUUGACGUGAUGAGUAAAGAUGUUGAAAAAGCCACUAAACUGUAAUCCUUAUAUAUCAACAUGUAGUUCCUUUGUGGAUACAUUUUAAUGCCAUUUCAUUUUAUAAACACAUAAAUGAUAAGCCACAACUGUUUUGCUUCUACAUCCACCGUAGUUGUGUAGCUGUGGUACAUUUGAUUUGCAAAACCAAUUGUAACUCUAUCAUCAGUAUGUGCCUAUUUAUGUUGAUAUAAAUUAUGUUUUAAAUGUGUUACUAAAGUUGAAAAUAUUUAGAUUUUACAUGUAGGAGAACAACUUCUUAUAAAGCUUGGCAAAAAUGAAACUGUAGAAUGAUAUACUUGAAAUUAUAUAAUUAUA